Molecule: messenger RNA, 789 nt
Organism: Drosophila obscura
Lineage: Eukaryota; Metazoa; Arthropoda; Insecta; Diptera; Drosophilidae
Product: transcription initiation factor TFIID subunit 7-like
Exons: 2
Coding region: 118-699 (193 amino acids)
Biological process (GO): RNA polymerase II preinitiation complex assembly; transcription initiation at RNA polymerase II promoter
Cellular component (GO): transcription factor TFIID complex
Molecular function (GO): RNA polymerase II general transcription initiation factor activity
Source: RefSeq, a predicted model, not a curated record
CAACACUGUUCAAAGAAGAUGUGUCAAGACGUGCUACUUGUAAUAAAUUCGUAGGUUUGCCAAAAAGUUCUUCCAAUUGGCAAGAAACCUAUUCAUCAGUAUAAUUAAUAAGCAAAAAUGGAUCCAAUAAACGAACAACAAAACACAAGCGAGCGGAGAAUCGAUGACGUUGAGGCGGAGGGCCAGUUCAUAAUGCGAGUUCCCGAGGAUCGUGCCGGGACCAUUCACGAGGCCAUCAGCGAUGGAAAUGUACACAAGAAAUUGAGCAUUGCACUGAAGAAAGACAUGCGUCAAGGCCAGGUUUGGUUGGAUGGGUCUAUGCUCUACACAAAGCUCGUCGACUUGCCCACCAUCGUGGAAAGCUAUAAGACAUCGGACAAGAAGAACUUUUACAAGACUGCAGAUAUUUCCCAGAUGCUCAUAUGCACUGAGCAGCCACAGGAAGUCGAGAGCAAAUCAUCAGAAUCAGACGAAGAGACAGCCAAUAAAGUGCCCAAAAGUUACUUGCAUCCACAUGGCGUUACUCGUCCACUCAAGAACGUCCGCAAGCGUCGUUUCCGCAAGAAAAUGAUAAAGAGUCCAGAAAUGCAUGCAAGCGACAUCUCGAAGCAGGUAAAUUGGCUGCUCACCACCGACAGAAACGCCGUGCGAAGCCAAUACGAGCUCAUCUACGAGUCCGACCACACAGAGAACAUAUAGAUGUCUUCUAACUGACAGCAACUACAAAGAUUAUUGUACAAAUAAACUGAAAUUUGUAUCCGCUCCAAAGGAGAGGUCCACCAAGAGAGA